This is a messenger RNA of Daktulosphaira vitifoliae (grape phylloxera), 3622 nucleotides long. It is a transcript of the gene Cul3, whose product is annotated as cullin-3. Gene Ontology annotation, cellular component: Cul3-RING ubiquitin ligase complex. Gene Ontology annotation, biological process: protein ubiquitination; ubiquitin-dependent protein catabolic process. Gene Ontology annotation, molecular function: ubiquitin protein ligase binding. The transcript has 14 exons. Bases 501 to 2786 code for a protein of 761 amino acids. The record is from RefSeq and is a predicted model, not a curated record. NCBI's taxonomy places the organism in Eukaryota, Metazoa, Arthropoda, Insecta, Hemiptera, Phylloxeridae.
UUGUGCUAAAAUAUUUAAAUAUACACUAAAGAAGCUAAAUAAAAUAGAGUAUAAUAUUGCAAAUAAAAAACAUGAAUCAAUUGGCUAUUUUAAAGAAAAAGGACAUAACUAUAAAUUUGAUAGUAAAAACCUCUACCAUGAGAUAGUAGCGUCAUUCCUGUAAGAUAUUGUUUUACUCGAACGGCUUGAAAUAUCUCUGAUAAGCAUUUUUAAGUUUUUUUUGUUACUUCAAUUUUCCAAAAUCGCACCAACUACUAAAUUUUUAUGACUUUUAUCAAUGUGGUACAAUUAGUAGUACCAAGUAUUACGGUACGGGAUUAGAACCCGCAACCUAAGACGUCGUAGACACAAACCUUACCACUAGGCCACCAUGUACUUAUGAUUCAGAUACACUUUCAUAUAGAUUGAUAACGUGAUGUGUGUCUGAAAGAAAUACUGUACCGUGUCAGGAGGAAUACUUAAAAAUUAUUUUCAUAUCGAACUGGAGCGUCCAUUUUAAGAUGAUGAAUAGUGGUGUACCAAAAAAACGCACAAACUUGCGUAUCAAAGCUUUCCCCAUGACCAUGGAUGAAAAGUUAAUUGAUAGCAUUUGGCUUUUACUUAAAAAUGCUAUUCAAGAAAUUCAAAAAAAAAAUAAUUCAGGCCUUAGUUUUGAAGAACUAUACCGGAAUGCUUAUACUAUGGUAUUAUUAAAACAUGGUGAACGAUUAUAUACUGGAAUGAAAGAAGUAGUAACAAACCAUUUGGAAAAUAAAGUGAGAGAAGAUGUAUUAAGAUCUCUAAAUAAUAAUUUUUUACAAGUACUUAAUGUAGCUUGGAAUGACCAUCAAACAUCAAUGGUUAUGAUACGUGAUAUAUUGAUGUAUAUGGAUCGUGUAUAUGUUAAACACAAUGAAGUUGAUAGUGUUUAUAAUUUAGGUCUUAUAUUAUUUCGAGAUUUGAUUGUUCGGUAUGGAUAUAUUCGCGAUCAUCUUCGCACAACACUUUUAAAUUUAAUAAAGUUAGAGAGGAAGGGUGAAGUUGUUGAUAGGAUUUCUAUUAAAAAUGCAUGUCAAAUGUUAAUGAUUUUAGGAAUUCAAACACGUACUGUAUAUGAAGAAGAUUUUGAAAAACCUUUUCUUGAACAAUCUGCAGAAUUUUAUAAGUUGGAAAGUCAAAAGUUUCUGGAUGAAAAUAGUGCUUCUAUUUAUAUUAGAAAAGUUGAAUCAAGAAUAAUAGAAGAAGCUGAUCGAGCAAAACAUUAUCUUGACGAAUCAACUGAAUCUCGCAUAGUGGAAGUCAUUGAACAGGAACUUAUUAAGAGGAAUAUGAAAACAAUUGUCGAAAUGGAAAAUUCAGGUGUUGUUUACAUGGUCAAAAACAACAAAAAUGAUGAUUUAGCAUGUAUGUAUAAACUAUUAAGUCGUGUGCCAGAUGGUUUAAAAACUAUGUCAGAUUGUGUCAGUCAAUAUUUACGUGAACUUGGUAAAUCAUUGGUUCAAGAAGAAGAUAUAAAUUCAAAUGCAGUUAAUUAUAUACAGAGUUUAUUAGAUUUAAAAGAUAGAUUUACUGGUUUUCUGGUCAACUCAUUUAGUAAUGAUAAAAUGUUCAAACAAAUGAUAGCUGCUGAUUUUGAAUAUUUUUUUAACCUAAAUUCUAAAUCACCUGAAUAUCUUUCACUGUUUAUCGAUGAAAAGUUAAAAAAAGGUGUACGAGGGCUGACUGAAAUUGAUGUUGAGUUAGUAUUAGAUAAAGCUAUGGUAAUAUUUCGUUUUCUCCAAGAAAAAGAUGUAUUUGAGAGGUAUUAUAAACAACAUUUAGCUAAAAGAUUACUUUUGAACAAGUCCAUCAGCAAUGACAAUGAAAAAAAUAUGAUCUCAAAACUUAAAACUGAAUGUGGCUGCCAAUUUACAUCCAAGUUAGAAGGAAUGUUUAAAGAUAUGUCAAUAUCAAAUACCAUCAUGGAAGAAUUUAAAGAACAUAUAACCAAGUCUGAAAAUCGUAAUGUACAAUCUGUAGAUCUUACUGUAAGAGUUUUGACUACAGGAUUUUGGCCCACUCAUUCCCUAUCAAAGUGCAAUAUACCCCUAGUUCCUAGAAGUGCCUUUGAAGAAUUCCGAUUGUUUUAUUUGGGUAAACACAAUGGAAGACAAUUAACUUUACAACCUCAGUUGGGUUCAGCAGAUUUAAAUGCUAUAUUUUUUGAACCAAAACGAACAGCAGUUUCUUCAACUAUUAAUAAUAUUUCAUCACAGCCUGCUGAACGAAAACAUAUAAUUCAGGUGUCUACAUACCAGAUGUGUGUUUUACUGAUGUUUAAUACUCACGAAAAGCUUACUUUUGAGGACAUUCAGAGUGAAACAGAUAUUCCCGAAAAAGACUUGAUUAGGGCAUUACAGUCAUUAGCAUUAGGAAAACCAUCACAAAGAAUUCUUUUAAAAAGUCCUAAAUGUAAAGAAAUUGAAAUGAAUCAUGAAUUUUCUGUUAACGAUUCAUUUACUUCAAAAUUACACAGAGUAAAGAUUCAAACAGUAGCUGCCAAAGGUGACACUGAACCAGAGAGAAAAGAAACUAGAAGUAAAGUGGAUGAAGACCGAAAACAUGAAAUUGAAGCUGCGAUAGUUCGUAUAAUGAAAUCUCGUAAAAAGAUGACUCACAAUUCACUUGUGAUGGAAGUAAUGGAGCAAUUAAAAAGUCGAUUUUUACCUUCACCAGUUAUAAUUAAAAAAAGAAUUGAAGGGCUUAUUGAACGAGAAUAUCUUGCUAGAUCGCCAGAAGAUAGACGGACAUAUGCUUAUGUGGCAUAAAAAUUAUUAAUGUAUAUUCCACUGAAGAGAAAAAGUGUUCAUUUGUCUUCCUUUUCAGUAAAUUUAAAGAAAUGUAUAAAUUACUUAUAUAAAAAAUGUGCAUGUAUAUAGAUAUAUAGAAAAAUUUAAUUGGUUAACUAGGUUCAUACUGUUCCUAUUUCUAACGUGAAUGCUAUAAAGUGUACUCCAAUCAUUCUCAUUGUGUAUUGAAUGCAAUAAUAUGUGUAUUAUUAUUUUUAUAAGCUAAUAUUUGUUUAUUUUUUGAUUUUGUAAUAUUUAAUGCUUACCUUGUUUCAAUACUGAACACCACAUUUAAUUAUACUACAUAUUUAUUUAUUUAUUUUUGGAAAUAUCAAUGUUACUAUUUUUUUUUAAUUAAAUAACUCAUUACAAAGUUGGAACUUUAUAAAUGAACAUGUUUUCAAUUUUCAAUUUUAGAAAAUAUUAAAACAUGUUUAUGUACAAUAAUAAUAAACUUCCCACAGACUACUUUAAAAUAAAAAUGUCAUAUUUUUAUUUGUUGAAUUAUAAAUAAUAAUUCUAUGAAAACAUUUUACUAUCUCAAGUAUUAAGUAGAUAUUCUUUUUUAUUUACUAAUAAAUAAAUGACAUUUGAAACAUUUUAAGAAUGCUUAAUUGAUAUUUAAGGGGAUAAUAUGUGACUAUAAAAAAAUUACAUGUAUAUAAAUUGUAAUUAUUGUUAAUUUUACUUUUUGAAAGAAUUUUAAACUACAUAGUUCAUUUUAUUUAAUAUGUAUUAAUUCUGUCAAUGUAUAAAAGUGUACCAUAGUAGACAAAUGUGUAUAUUAUAUUAUGUAAGUUAAAAGUUUAAUAGAA